Molecule: messenger RNA, 1275 nt
Organism: Lotus japonicus
Lineage: Eukaryota; Viridiplantae; Streptophyta; Magnoliopsida; Fabales; Fabaceae
Product: floral homeotic protein AGAMOUS-like
Exons: 9
Coding region: 182-925 (247 amino acids)
Biological process (GO): positive regulation of transcription by RNA polymerase II
Cellular component (GO): nucleus
Molecular function (GO): protein dimerization activity; DNA-binding transcription factor activity, RNA polymerase II-specific; RNA polymerase II cis-regulatory region sequence-specific DNA binding
Source: RefSeq, a predicted model, not a curated record
UGAAAGGUGGUUUCCCCUUUAUAAAUACCCAUCUUUGGCCACUUUCUGAUAUCUCUCCUUCCACUUCUGCUAAGUGGAAAAGAAGAGAGAAAAUAGUAUACUACAUACAAAGGGCUUGAAACUUUGUGCUCCAAUCCUUAAUAUAAAUUGUCUACUUUGUUUCCUUCACCAGGUUGCAACAAUGAGUUCUCCAAACCAAUCCAUGUCAGCUAAUAAUUCUCCUCAGAGGAAGAUGGGAAGGGGGAAGAUUGAGAUCAAGCGGAUUGAGAACACAACCAAUCGCCAAGUAACCUUCUGCAAACGCAGAAAUGGGUUGCUUAAGAAGGCAUAUGAGUUAUCUGUGCUUUGUGAUGCAGAAGUGGCUCUCAUAGUCUUCUCAAACCGUGGCCGCCUCUAUGAAUAUGCAAAUAACAGUGUCAAAGCAUCUAUUGAGAGGUACAAGAAAGCAUGUUCAGAUUCUUCUGGAGGUGGAUCCACUUCUGGGGCUAAUGCUCAGUUUUACCAGCAAGAAGCUGCCAAACUGCGUGUCCAAAUCAGUAACCUGCAGAAUCACAACAGGCAAAUGCUGGGUGAGGCUUUGAGCAACAUGAAUGCCAGGGAUCUCAAAAACCUUGAGACAAAAUUAGAAAAAGGAAUUAGCAGAAUUCGAUCCAAGAAGAACGAGAUGCUAUUUGCAGAAAUCGAGUAUAUGCAGAAAAGGGAGAUAGACUUGCAUAAUAGCAAUCAGCUUCUUAGAGCAAAGAUAGCAGAAAGUGAUGAGAGGAAGAACCAUAACUUUAACAUGUUGCCUGGAACCACAAACUUUGAAUCUCUGCAGCAAUCUCAGCAGCCCUUUGAUUCUCGCGGUUUCUUCCAAGUGACUGGAUUACAACCCAAUAACAAUCAGUGUGCAAGGCAAGACCAGAUCUCACUUCAAUUUGUUUGAUGUGUUUGUGCUUAAGAAGGCAAACACUUGUGUAAUUUGGCAUCUAGUAUAUGAAAGCAGCUGCCUUAUAAAGGAAAUAUAAUCAGAGCUAUGUGGAGGGGAUUUAUUAGGUGUUGCCCUUAGAACUAUGUACUAUAAGCUACCUUGCAUCUAUUGUGGAAGUUUGUAGAGUUGUUUGUGAUAAAAAUGUUUGUUAUGAGAUAUUAAGGUUUGUAACUAGACAAAUUACAAACUCUGCAAUAAGCUACAAAUAUAGACUAUUUUAUUCAUAAGCAUUACUUUGCUAGUGUAUCUUUUUUAUAAAUUGAGUUGGAAGUCUGUUCAUGUAUUGCAUUCAACUGAUAUUUAAA